Molecule: messenger RNA, 431 nt
Organism: Antrostomus carolinensis (chuck-will's-widow)
Lineage: Eukaryota; Metazoa; Chordata; Aves; Caprimulgiformes; Caprimulgidae
Product: rab GDP dissociation inhibitor beta
Exons: 3
Biological process (GO): vesicle-mediated transport; small GTPase-mediated signal transduction
Cellular component (GO): cytoplasm
Molecular function (GO): Rab GDP-dissociation inhibitor activity
Source: RefSeq, a predicted model, not a curated record
GUUUAAUGGGCUUGUUCGAGAAACGCCGCUUCAGGAAGUUCCUAGUGUACGUCGCCAACUUCGAUGAGAACGACCCCCGAACUUUUGAAGGGGUUGAUCCCAAGAAGACCACCAUGCGUGACGUGUACAAGAAGUUUGACCUGGGACAAGAUGUUAUCGACUUCACGGGCCACGCCCUGGCGCUCUACAGGACUGAUGACUAUCUAGAUCAACCCUGCCAAGAAACAAUCAACAGGAUUAAACUCUACAGCGAGUCUCUGGCCAGAUACGGUAAAAGCCCGUACCUGUACCCCCUCUAUGGCCUUGGAGAGCUGCCCCAGGGGUUUGCAAGGUUAAGCGCGAUAUAUGGAGGCACCUACAUGCUGAACAAGCCCAUCGAGGAGAUCGUGAUAGAAAACGGCAAGGUGGUCGGUGUGAAGUCUGAAGGGGAG